AUGAAGUGGGUAACCUUUAUUUCCCUUCUCUUUCUGUUCAGCUCUGCUUAUUCCAGGGGUGUGUUUCGUCGAGAUACACACAAGAGUGAGAUUGCCCAUCGGUAUAAUGAUUUGGGAGAAGAACAUUUCAGAGAACUGGUACUGAUAACCUUUUCUCAGUAUCUCCAGCAGUGCCCAUUUGAUGAGCAUAGCAAAUUAACAAAUGAAGUAACUGAGUUUGCAAAAACAUGUGUUGCUGAUGAGUCAGCUGCAAAUUGUGACAAGUCGCUUCAUACUCUUUUUGGAGAUAAAUUGUGUACAGUUGCUUCUCUUCGUGAGACCUAUGGUGAAUUGGCUGACUGCUGUGAAAAACAAGAUCCUGAGAGAAAUGAAUGCUUCCUGAAACACAAAGAUGAUGACCCAAACCUCCCACCAGUAGUGAAACCAGAGCCCGAAGCUUUGUGCACUGCCUUUCAAGAAAAUAAUAAUAAGUUCUUGGAAAAUUACUUAUAUGAAGUUGCCAGAAGACAUCCUUACUUUUAUGGCCCAGAACUCCUUUACUAUGUUAAACAAUAUAAAGCAAUUUUAACAGAAUGCUGCCAAGCUGCUGAUAAAGCUACGUGCCUGGCACCAAAGGCAAAAGUUUUGAAGGAGAAACUACUGGCUUCAAGUGCCAAACAGAGACACAAGUGUGCCAGUAUCCAAAAAUUUGGAGAGAGAGCUUUCAAAGCAUGGAGCAUAGCUCGCCUGAGCCAGAGAUUUCCCAAGGCUGAUUUUAUGGACCUUUCCAAGUUGGUGACAGAUCUUAGCAAAAUCCACAAGGAAUGCUGCCAUGGUGACCUGCUUGAAUGUGCAGAUGACAGGGAAGAUCUUGCCAAGUAUGUGUGUGACAAUCAAGAUUCAUUCUCCAGUAAGCUGAAGGAAUGCUGUGAUAAGCCUCUGUUGGAAAAAUCCCAUUGCAUUUCUGAGUUGGAAAAUGAUGAUUUGCCUAAUGAUCUGCCCUCAAUAACUACUGAUUUUGUUGAAGAUAAAGACGUUUGCAAAAACUAUAAGGAAGCAAAAGACGUCUUCCUGGGCACGUUUUUGUAUGAAUACUCAAGAAGGCAUCCAGAAUACGCUGUCUCAUUGCUAUUGAGGAUUGCCAAGGGAUAUGAAGCUACACUGGAGAGGUGCUGUGCCACUGAUGAUGCUCAUGCGUGCUAUUCCAAAGUGUUUGAUGAACUUCAACCUCUUGUGGAUGAGCCUCAGAAGUUAAUGAAACGAAACUGUGAACUUUUUGAAAACCUUGGAGCAUAUGGCUUCCAAAAUGCGCUCAUUAUUCGUUACACCAAGAAAAUGCCCCAAGUGUCAACUCCAACUCUUCUGGUAAUCUCAAAAGAACUAGCAAACAUGGGCAACAAGUGUUGUACACUUCCUGAAUCCAAAAGAAUGGCUUGUGCUGAAGACUAUCUGUCAUUGGUCCUGAACCGAUUGUGUGUGUUGCACGAGAAGACACCAGUGAGUGACAAAAUUACCAAAUGCUGCACAGACUCCUUGGUGAACAGACGACCAUGCUUUUCUUCUCUGGAAGCCGAUGAAACAUACGUCCCCAAAGAAUUUAAUGCUGAAACAUUCACCUUUCAUGCAGAUGUAUGCACACUUCCUGACCAUGAGAAACACCUCAAGACACAAACUGCACUUGUUGAGCUGUUGAAACACAAGCCCAAAGCAGCUGAUGAACAACUGAAAACUGUUAUGGGAAAUUUCUCAGCUUUUAUAGAGAAGUGCUGCACAGCUGAUGACAAAGAAGCCUGCUUUGCUGAGGAGGGUCCAAAACUUGUUGCUUCAAGUCAAGCUACCCUUGCCUAA
Pteropus alecto (black flying fox) is the source of this 1827-nucleotide messenger RNA. RefSeq names its product albumin (gene ALB). Gene Ontology annotation, biological process: transport. The record is from RefSeq and is a predicted model, not a curated record. Lineage: Eukaryota; Metazoa; Chordata; Mammalia; Chiroptera; Pteropodidae. The transcript has 14 exons. Gene Ontology annotation, cellular component: blood microparticle; cytoplasm. The coding region runs from base 1 to 1827 and encodes 608 amino acids.